UGUCCUGAGCCUUUACCUUUAAUCUGAAACUGGGAGGUUCUCACAGUGAGUGGAAAACACAGAGAGCACGUGAGCAAUAAUAACAAACAGCCGAAAUAUUCAUGUUGGUAACCACACUGACAGACGGUGCUGUGUAGAGCUUGUCUGUCAGCACUGUACUUGCAUUUGUGUUCACGCAACUGCAAUGUGGACAUAAACAAUGACAUUUGGUUGCUGUUAAUCAGGUGAACAAUAACACAAAAUCUUCGCACUACCGAAAUACCAGGCCGACAAGUGAAAUGAUGUGAAUGACAAAUUGAAAAGUGUCAGUCCGUAUUUUGGUUGUUAUUGUACUUAUUAGAGCUUACAGACUGUGGGCAGGAUGCUUCGACAGUCUUUUUAAAACGGGACCACGCGGAAGAAAAACAAAACUCAAACAGAUGAAGUUCAAAACAAGAGGUCCAGGAUCUGUUUUCGUAGACAUGGACGUAAAUUAGUGUUAAAUCUCCGCAUGGUUAAUUAGACAGCCUUGAAUAUUUUCAAGCUUCGCAGAGACAGAACAACUCAUCAGUUAUGACAAAGAGUCCCAAAAACAUAAAAAAGUGAGCGAGAGGAAGAUAGCUAGUACCGACCCUACCCAGGAUGGACAAAAAAUAUGUCUGCAUAAUAAGUUUACCUGUCAUUUGCAGAAAAUGUUUGCAGGAGAUAAUGCCGCCUUUUAAAACAUCCUGGAAGCUGUAACUACUGGUCCAGUGUAGAGGGAUAAUCUUUGAAAAAGUAUACAAAAAAAUCAAGACACUUUCCUUUUGUUGCCAUGCAGCAUCCCAGAGGAAUGACGCUAAUUAUUCUAUUGUUAGACUAUACGGUCUCACUUCGAUUUUCUUCAGCAAGUUUUCUAAAGAUCAAAUCACGCUGUGUUGAGCAGUCCUGUAAUCCACCAGUUGGUAAUCUAGCAACAGGAAGAACAGUGACCACGUUAACUACAUGUGGACAGAAUGGCACAGAACUGUAUUGUGCCUUUACAGACCAGGAUGCUAAUAACCAGCCAAAUAUUGCUUGUGACAGUCACAGGUGCUCUAAGUGUAACAUCAGCCAAGCAGAAUAUGCACACCUGCCAUCAAGCAUGAUUGAUGAUUUCUUUGUAAACCCUGGUUCCUGGUGGCAGUCUGCUCAAGGGGUUCACCAAGAAGAGAUUAGAAUAGACCUAGAAACAGAAUUUUACCUGACUCAUGUCAUUAUGGUGUUCAAAUCACCUCGCCCAGCAGCUAUGCUGAUAGAAAGGUCACAGGAUUAUGGGAAGACAUGGAAACCUUAUAAAUAUUUUGCUGCAAACUGCACUGAAACUUUUGGAGUCCCAGAUGACAUAAUCAAGGAAGACUCUUUAUGCACAUCAAGAUACUCAUCUGUAAUGCCUUGCACCAGGGGGGAGGUGAUAUUCCGUGCUUUGACUUCAACAAACAAAAUUGAAGAUCCAUAUACCCCUAGGGCCCAGGAUAUUAUGAAGCUGACAAACCUCCGUCUCCUACUUUUGAAACGUCAGGAGUGUCCAUGCCAGAAGUCAAGGUUGCAUGGCAAGCCCCAGCAGUUUGCCCAUUAUGCCAUUUAUGAUCUCAUCAUCAGAGGAAGUUGUUUUUGCAAUGGCCAUGCAGAAGACUGUCAACCUUUCAGUGGGACUGGUGAGGAGGAGAAGAGUAAUGAAAGCACCGUGAUGUAUGGGAAGUGUGUGUGCCAACACAACACAGAAGGUGAUCACUGUGAAAAGUGUGCACCACUGUAUAAUGAUCAGCCUUGGAGACCAGGAGAUGGAAAAACUGGAGCCCCAAAUAAGUGUAAAAAGUGCCAGUGCCAUGAUCAUUCAGACAGAUGCCACUUUGAAGAGAGUGUCUGGUUAGCCACUGGAAAGCAGAGUGGUGGAGUAUGUGACACUUGCAAACAUUAUACAGAAGGACGACGAUGUCAGAGGUGCAAGCCAGGAUUUUAUCAUGCUGUGGGCGAACCCCUUUCAUCACCACAGAUCUGCAAAUCAUGUCCUUGUCAUCCUCUGGGAUCAAAAAAUGGAACCUUCAACAAAUACUUGAUAUGUAAUCCCAGGACUGGCUACUGCUAUUGCAAACAAGGUGUUACAGGACAGAGCUGUGACCACUGCAAGAGGGGAUACUGGGGUUUUGGAGAAAAUGGAUGUCAGCCAUGUGACUGUGCAGGAGACUGUGACCAGCAGACUGGACAAUGUUUGAAUAGUUAUGAACCCCAAGAACAGUUCUUCAAUAUUCCAGUAGGAGGCAGAAUUCCUGACCUCAUCCACAUCACAAUAAAUGAGAGUAAAGAUGACUGGAGCUGGGAAGAUGAGCAAGGUUUCUCUGCACUAAGACACCCUGAGAAGUGCGUGUGUAAGGAAAAAAUGCUGGAGGAUGCUACUGAUUUCUGCAAAAUGAAGUAUGCUUAUGUAAUAAAAGCAAGAAUCCUGUCUGCUCAUGACAAAGGAACUCAUGCAGAAGUCAUUGCUAAAGUGAAAAAAAUUUUAAAGAAAGGAAAAUUAAAAAUUACACAAGGUACUACAACCAUCUAUCCAGAAUCCUGGACAAACAGGGGGUGUACAUGUCCAGUCCUAAACCCUGGCACAGAUUACCUGAUAGCAGGUCAUGAAGAUUUAAGAAACAGAAAACUUCUGGUACGAACAAACAGUUUGGUAAAGCCAUGGAAAACAACUUUAGGAAAACAAAUAUCUGAACUGUUUCAAACAAGAUGCAAGUAACCUUCAGCUGGGCCACACCAGACAGGAGCUGUUGGAUAAAAGUGCUAAACCUCAUGCAAAAGAAAAGACCACAUGAACAAUGCAAAUGUUUAAAAGGAGAGACGCUCCAAAGAUAGUUGUCUUGGACACAUUUGUGUUAAUCAGAACUGAGAAAAGGGACACAACAAUGACCUAUGCUUGAGUCUGGUCUACUGAAUACUACUGCUUUGACCCACAUCUGGCACAGAAAAGUUGUUAAUUCAAGAAGAGAAAAACCUUCCUUACAUCCAUAUGGAGUUAGCUAUUUAUUUUGUAAGCAUAUUUGACGCUGCUAGACUUUGCCUGAAUGGAAUGACAAGACCUUCUGUUCAAUUUGUAGAAAUUGUUUCUGUGUAGAAAUGUCACUCAUCCCAGAGUUUCUGUGUAUCAUAUUCCUUGGGCAGCAUCUGUCAGGAAAAUCCUAAGUUUGUAAAUGAAGUUGAAUGUAUUCACAACCUGACAGAAGGACAUUGUUUUAUAUCUUCUUAUGCUUCCAAACUUGAUAUAAUGUUGUGUUUAUACAGUUGAUAAAAUGAUAACAGUGAGCACCAGUGGCUUAACAGGUAACAUGCUUGUUUUUGGUGCUAUGAAUCUUGUUCACUUAUAUUCAUUUGGAAUAGGAACUGAAACUGGAAACUGCAGUCAGAAGUAGGAUAACUUUUCAUCUCUUUCAUUGGUUUAGUACAGUUUGAGAGCUACAUCUAUCUAUCCAUACACGCACACACACACACACACACACACACACACACACACACACACACACACACACACACAUACAUACAUACACACACACACACACACAUACACACACACACACAAACACACACAUGUGCCCGCGACCACACUGCUCAAGCUAUAUAAAAAGUUAAUUAAUGUUCACCUAAUUCUGUUUCUGAGUCAAUUCUACUACUUCCAUUUUUUGCACAUGUUAUGCUCUUCAUAUGGGAAUAUUGGAACAGCAUACACUUAAAAUUAAAGCAGUCUUUCAAGUUUAUUUGCCCUUUUCUAUCAGAGUAUGGUUCAGAAUUCACAAACUGCAGUUCACACUGGUAGUAAAACUAAACAGCACUGGUACAACUGGUGAAUACCACAAUUAGUAAGAACAUGUAUUAAUCUUUAAACAAAAAUUAUUGAAACAUUUACAUUUUUAUGUAGCAAAAUUCAUAAAAAUAAUAACCUAUAAAUAACAUGAAAUUAGAUAAAUGAGAGCAUAACAAUUCCAAGAUGAUUUAUAGCCGUACAACCACAUAAAUCCGUAAAUAAGUACAGAUACUAAAAUAAAAAUCUUAAGAGUCUUUCUUUAAUCUGGUUGUCUUUCAUUUUGAACUUUUAUUGUCGUAAAUAUGUAUUUAUUUUAUCUAUUUAUUGACUUGGUAAACCCACUGGACACAAUUGUCUCUUUUCAGUGGUGAGUUGAGAGCACUGUCUGAUCAAACAACUUGAUUAGAACCACACUGUGGACAACUGAAGGUGGAACAAAUCGAGCCCUCUCCCCUUGGCACAGCAAGCAGCUCAUUAAGAUUUUAGAGCUUUAGUAUUCUGCACUAUCUGCCAGGGACAUAAUCCUCAACUGCACCAAAAUAAAGACAUAAAAAAAAUAGGUAAAUGAAGCCACAUUUCAUUUAUUUACAUUUUUGACAAAUAGCCCCUAGUACAUCAGUAUGGAGAAAAAGCUUAUGGGAAGUAGGAUCCCCUGGUCAUAUACUUGUAGUGAAGCGCAUGUAUAUUUGCAGUAUCAUAUUAAGUGCUUGCAUGGGUGGAUGUAGGGAUUACAUCUCUGGUUUGUAUAAGAACUACCUUGAUCCAGGUGGGUUUUUCUACAUAGCAUUAUAAACUUAAAGUAACUGAUGAUCUUAGUGAAAAUGACAGAAUGAGUGUGCAAGAGAGAGCAGUAGGAAUAUAUCCUUAAGCUCAAGUGCCUACAUAUAACACCAGUCAAUUAUAACUUAAGACAUUUUAGACUUGCAUACUGUACUUUCCAUCAUACCCAUAAAUAAUGCUAGUGCAGGAUAGGAGAGAAUAUAAAGUUGUCAAGUUCUUCUUCAUGUGACAUUCUCUAUCAAGGUCACUUAUGGCCAUUUCUGAUUUUUUAUAGUAGAGAUAGAACAUAAAGAUGCUAUAGCAUGAAAUAAAUAAUACAGAUGUGUUUUGAUGUCUUGAACAACAUGAAAGAACUCAGUGUACCCUAUUCCUCAUAACAGAGCUUAAAACAUAUUGCAACAGUCAAUUUGUUUUUCUGGUCACCAAUUACAGAGAAACAAUAUAUCACUGAGGCAGUGUAAAGAGAGUAGUCCAUGAGUUCCCAGUAACAAUAAUGCUAUGUUUCUUCUGAAAUAUUCUUCUGAAAUGUUUGUAAGCUCAUUGUUUACCUCAUUGAUACCUGUAUUUUAUUUUAUUUUUGUAUUUAUUUAUUGAGUUUGUUAACCAGGUAGAUGGGGUGGUCCAAGCACCCUUGCCUUUUCAGCCGUGGCCCAAGCCAAUGAGGCAAAUACAGUGCAUCCAGAAAGAUAUAAACAGUACACAAGAAGUAAGAUAUAACUGUGUUAAACAUAAACUAUAAAGAAUGGUAAUAAAGAGAGGAUAAGAACUAUAUCACAUAUAUGGAGAUUUUAAAAUAUAUAUAACAUCAAGCAUAUUGAUGCAUAAACAGAAGAAUAUAUUUCAUGAGGAAUAUUUGCAUUAAACUCAAAAAGGUUUUUUUUUUGAAAAUGUCCAUAUAUUUAGGGAAAAAAAGAAAAUAAAAAGCUAUUAAUUUCCAUGAAACAAGCUUCAAAGUACAUUGGCACUCCACAGUUUUCCAUACCAUGAUCAGAUACCAAAGCAUGAGUUCACUUUUCUUGUCAGUGUUUGGUAAUACUUUUUUUUGUAUUGUGUAUAUGUAUGUGCUUUCUGUCAAUACUAAUUUGUUGCUCUUGUGAUAAGUAGUUGUAUAAAUGUAGUUAUAUUUUAUGUUGUGACAACCCAUUGAUGGCAGAAAUAAUAGUGCAGCAAAGUUUUGAAUAUCAUUGGUCUGGAUAGAUAACACAGCACA
Messenger RNA from Protopterus annectens (West African lungfish), 5780 nucleotides. Its product is annotated as netrin-4-like. The transcript is spliced from 10 exons. The record is from RefSeq and is a predicted model, not a curated record. Lineage: Eukaryota; Metazoa; Chordata; Ceratodontiformes; Protopteridae. The coding region runs from base 794 to 2731 and encodes 645 amino acids. Gene Ontology annotation, molecular function: protein binding. Gene Ontology annotation, biological process: basement membrane assembly; cell migration; substrate adhesion-dependent cell spreading. Gene Ontology annotation, cellular component: laminin trimer.